Sparassis crispa is the source of this 1089-nucleotide messenger RNA. Its product is annotated as Deoxyhypusine synthase. Gene Ontology annotation, biological process: peptidyl-hypusine biosynthetic process. The transcript is spliced from 6 exons. The record is from RefSeq and is a predicted model, not a curated record. NCBI's taxonomy places the organism in Eukaryota, Fungi, Basidiomycota, Agaricomycetes, Polyporales, Sparassidaceae. Gene Ontology annotation, cellular component: cytoplasm. The coding region runs from base 1 to 1089 and encodes 362 amino acids. Gene Ontology annotation, molecular function: deoxyhypusine synthase activity.
AUGGCUUCGAGCUCGGCCAUACCAAGUGAUGCCUCUGCUGCUAUUCUCAAGCCGUCAGAGCCGAUGCCAGAGUAUGCUGUCUCUGUGGAAGGACCUAAUUUCGAUGAACCCAUGUCAUUGCACCAGUUACUGGGGAGCUACAAACGUAUAGGAUUCCAGGCGAACAGUUUGGCCAAAGCUAUAGAGAUCGUCGAUAAGAUGCGAACAUGGCGUCUCUCCGACGAACUCCUCACGGAAGACGAGACCGAGAAGUACAGGUCUAAAGAGGUCAGAUCUCAGACCCGCUGCGAUAUUUUUUUGGGCUACACAUCGAACUUGAUCUCGUCUGGGUUGCGCGAAGUGAUUCUGCACCUCGUGAAGCAUCGGCACGUCAGGGCCAUGGUUACUACAGCAGGCGGAAUCGAGGAAGACAUUAUCAAGUGCCUUGGCAAGACCUAUCUAGCUGAUUUCAAUCUAGACGGUGCCGAUUUGAGGAAGAAGGGGAUGAAUCGCAUAGGAAACCUGAUUGUGCCGAACGACAAUUAUUGCAAGUUCGAGGAUUGGCUUAUGCCAAUUCUCGAUACGAUGCUCAAGGAACAGAAGGAGAGCGGCCAGGUAUGGACUCCUAGCACGUUCAUCAGGAGGUUAGGGAAAGAAAUCAACAACGAGGAAUCUGUGUAUUAUUGGGCCUAUAAAAAUGACAUUCCAGUGUUCUGUCCUGCUCUCACGGACGGUUCUCUAGGAGACAUGCUUUACUUCCAUUCCUUCCGUUCCCCCGGUCUCGUCGUCGAUAUCGUGCGUGACAUCCGCGCUCUUAACGAGCUAACGCGUCAGGCCAAGAAAGCGGGCAUGAUAAUUCUUGGAGGUGGCGUCUGUAAGCAUCAGAUAGCCAAUGCGAUGCUUAUUCGUAACGGUGCCGAUUAUUCAGUAUACAUAAACACUGGGCAGGAGUUUGAUGGAUCGGAUUCCGGAGCUCGACCAGAUGAGGCCGUGUCGUGGGGUAAAAUUAGGGCUGGCUCUGAGUCGGUCAAAGUCUUCGCAGACGCUACCUUGGUGUUCCCCUUGUUAGUAGCGGCGACCUUUGGGAGAGAUAAAGGUACCCAAGGGUAG